This is a messenger RNA of Zea mays, 2813 nucleotides long. RefSeq lists its product as uncharacterized. Bases 79 to 1575 code for a protein of 498 amino acids. Lineage: Eukaryota; Viridiplantae; Streptophyta; Magnoliopsida; Poales; Poaceae. The transcript is spliced from 4 exons. The record is from RefSeq and is a predicted model, not a curated record.
CUGCAUGCAGUGCAGGCGGAUCAUAAACACGGAGCACGCACCUGUGUUGUUUCUUCUUUUAGCUUCAGCAAAAAUCAGAUGCCGUCGUCCACGUCCGCCUCCGGCGCCGUAGGGCUAGGGCGGCGACAGCCUCCCAAUCCCAUUGCAGCAGUAGGGGGGCUUAGAAGAAGCGAUAGCAGCAGAUGGUGGUGGGCGAGAUUAAUGGAGAAGAACUACAGUGAUGCUGAGAGAUUUCUCGCAAGGAGGCCGGAAGAGAGGCUGAUCAACGAUUACCUGCUGCUUGAGUCCGCCGCACGGAAGGUCGCCACCGGCCUCGCGUACCUGUUGCUGACGUGGUCCACCGUCGUCCUCCUUGGUGGCUUCGUCUCCGUGCUCAAGCUCAUCGACUUUUGGUGUCUCGCUGCCAUUAGCACGUCAUUUGCAGUCAAUCUAGCAGAUUUGUACGAGUACACGACUGGAUAUUUCCUGGCAGCGGGCAAUGUGUACAUUGGACUACGUGAUGAUCUGCCAUCAUCUAUGUGUUGUCGCUCGGUUGUAUGGAUGCUCUUGCUUGGGGUGCUGAUAACUGUAUAUUCUGUUGUGCUUCAAGUCCUUACUUUGGCGCCGCUGGUUGCCAUAGCUCUUUCAUCGUUCAGGCUACGAGCAAACAACUAUGGCAAUGUUGGCAACGAUGCUGCCAAUUCAGCAAAGCUCAAGGCAUCCCUGCAGAUUUUUUACUCUCUCACCCUGGCUCAGAGCAAUGCCUUCUACUUGUGGAAGAUGAUGGUCGUUUUGGAGAAGUGCUGUGUUUCUACUGUGAGCAAGAAGUGCAGAUUUGGGGAGUGGGGCAUCGCCUUGGUGUGGGCAUACCUUGAAGAAACCAAAACCAUACCCAUACUCGAGAGAGCGCCGCGGGGCAGAAACUUGGUCACCUUUGCAGUUGGCUUGCUCGGCUCCGAAUCGCUGCACGAUCGUUGUUCUGCGCUUCGCAUGCUGGACACGUUCGUCGGCGACAAGGUGCCAGUAGCACCCAGCCUGCUGCUGCCUUGCAGGGGUCCCCUUGAGAACCUCAUGGAAGCCCUCGAGGUGGGCGACUGCGAGACCAGGGAGCGUGCCGCUAGGAUCGUUGCGGCUCUUGCUGCUGGCGAUCAUCUCCGCCGCAUCGACCAGUUCCCCAGAGCAUUGCAUCACAUGGCUUCACUGCUUCAAGCCUCUGAUUAUCGGUUUCCCACAGCUACAACUGCUGCAACAGAAGAACCACGACAAGCAGCAGCAGCGAGCAUUAGCAAGCGCGGGGGUAUUGGACUGCUAUACUUUACCAUCCUAUCUCGUAUCAACUUGUUCAAUAUCUUUGAGAAAGAGAAAAAGGACGAAGACACCUUACCACCCUCUGGCGGCGGACCAAAGCAGCUCAUCUCUCAAGGGCUGCUUAUCGUCGAGAGGCUGGCUCUACACCGAGCAAACCGUGCCCACAUGUGCAACAACAACGUCCUGCUCUCAAAGCUCACAGCGCCCCUAUGCUCCUCCCAUGCUUUCUUCCUCGACACCACCGCGGGCACGGCAGUACAGACUACAGAGUGGGUUUUGACAUGCUAGCCACAUCGCUGAGGAUCAUAACCAGGCUGGUUAGAGCUCCUGGAGAGGCCAGCAGAGGGCUGCAUGACGGGAUCGCAAGCAACGCACAGGCGAUCUCUAACCUGUCGAGGGUUUUGGAGGAGGAGGACGACAACAAUUCGUUUGGCCCAGCACUGAAGGCAGCUGCCGUUGACAUCCUAGCAGAACUGGCGUUGCCUUCGUCAGACAGGUCUGCCGCCUCGAGGUCGAGGCUGCUGGGCAAGGCUGACAUCAUCAGGGGGCUGUGGUGCAUCUUCCUUGUUCAAGUGGAUGGUGGCGUUGACGGCAGCAACAUUCAGGGAGAUGAGGAACAGCGACAGCAGGAUAGCACACUGAGGAAGAAAGCUAGGGAAGCACUGGCACAUGCUGCCUGCAGAACUGCGUCAUGUUGCUGGCCGGCUUACUGACAUGCUGGCUAAAAGUAAGGGCUCUCCAAGUCGAGUUAGGGCAGCAAGAACCCUCGAGUGCUUGUGUUCACAUAUUUCUACAGAACAUGGACAACCUCCAGGGAAGGACGAUGCGAUUGAGAUGCUGACAAAGGUUCUUCAUCUGAUUCUACUGGUCCCAAGCGAAUCAAACAAGCUGGAAACGGAUGUAAAAGGCGACGAGGAGCAGCAAGAAGAAGAAGAGGAAUUCCUGGUGGCCCUGCUAUCACUUGCCGUGGUCAUAUGUGACGGCAUGGUCGAUGAACAUGGCUUCACCUGUGCUGCCCCUAAAGACAUGGUGUCUCUGGUGAGAAAGCUCAAGGACAUAAUACUACAGGCUAACAACAACAACAACAACAACACGUUCCAAUGCCUGCGGACAGUGAAGCUUACCUGCCAGCUGGUUGUUUCAAUGGCACAGCUCAAGCCCAUGUGCAUCAAAGACUUCACGGAGCACGAUUUCAUGGACGUGCUAUCUGAAUCGUCUUUCAAGACAUUGUCAGAUCUCGAUAACUGCCUCGUGUUAUUUGAGGCCGAUGAUCGUUAUCAGUAUCAGGUGACGAAGACUGCAGAUGAGCCACUGGUUUCGCUUGUGAAGAAAGCUCAACAACUCUUCCACAAAAGCAACGACAAGAACCUGGUUGGUAAUGUGCUUGCCUAGUCAAGGGGAGUGUGAAGAAGCUCUGCCUGAUAGAUAAGCACCAUUGCUUACGGUGCUCAACCAUCUACUGUAUAUGAAGGUGUGCAUUAAUUGCCCUCAAAUAAAGAAGUACCACUGAAAUAUUCAAACCGAAA